GCCAAGACGUUUUUCACUAAAAUUGGUUGAAUGGUUGAUGUUUGGCAACGCGCUUGGGACACGUCGACUGAAAAUUGACAGAUUCGUUUGUGUGAGUUUGUCGGUAUUUUUUUUUACACAGGAAUAUUUUAUAACUCGCUGUCUUAUCUACAAGUUCUCAGUAAAAAUGGUGUCAGUCAUUUCCACAGUCGAUACUGGACAUGGAGACAUGAUCCAUGAUGCGCAAAUGGACUAUUAUGGCUGUCGGCUUGCAACCUGCUCAUCUGACAGGUCUGUGAGGAUUUACGAUGUGAAAAAUGGAACACAAACAUUGGCUGUCAAUUUGAGAGGACACGAAGGACUGGUUUGGCAAAUUGCUUGGGCUCAUCCCAAGUUUGGGAAUAUUUUAGCAUCGUGUUCUUAUGAUCACAAAGUUAUUAUCUGGAAAGAGAUGAAUGGACAAUGGGUCAAGUUUUAUGAAUACGCUAACCGGGUCAUUCCAUCCCAACUCGAAUUUUUUCGUCGACCCAACCAUGAUUCAUCUUUGAACUCUGUUUGCUGGGCCCCUCAUGACUAUGGCCUUAUCCUCGCCUGUGGAAGUUCUGAUGGAUCCAUCUCCAUUCUCUCUGCUACAGCUGCAGGAGGUUGGGAGGCCAAGAAGAUCAACAAUGCCCAUACAGUAUGCAUUCCACCGACGAUUGGAGUAUCGCGAGCAAUACCUGCACCGCCUGUUACGACAAUUGCUAGUAGUACAACUGGAUGCUGGUAUUCCUACGAUCAAUGAUUGGGGAUCAGCUGCUCAUUCGUGGUCAUCUGUUAAA
Messenger RNA from Daphnia pulicaria, 800 nucleotides. RefSeq names its product protein SEC13 homolog. The record is from RefSeq and is a predicted model, not a curated record. Gene Ontology annotation, biological process: protein import into nucleus; positive regulation of TOR signaling; COPII-coated vesicle budding. The transcript is spliced from 6 exons. The coding region runs from base 38 to 763 and encodes 241 amino acids. NCBI's taxonomy places the organism in Eukaryota, Metazoa, Arthropoda, Branchiopoda, Diplostraca, Daphniidae. Gene Ontology annotation, molecular function: protein binding; structural molecule activity. Gene Ontology annotation, cellular component: COPII vesicle coat; nuclear pore outer ring.